CUUAGUAGGCGGUUACCAUCCAUUCACAAACACGUUGUAUUCUGCAGUAAUAAAUGAACAUUUCUGAGUUCGGACUGUUUCUGUUGUUUCCAAACAAUGCUGGUGCCCAUGACUCAACUUUCCUUAAGAAGACCGAUGUAUGGGUUUGGGUUACAUAUGUUGACUCAUGUCACUGUGCAAAGUAGGGCAGAGUCUUGUUGGAACAGCAGUAAGCGUCAACGACGGAAGACCGCUGAUUGUAUAAAAGCUGUACAGUUGCUAAGUUCUACUACUUCGUCGAGGAAGCCUGUCACGUUAACCUCACAAAUUGACAAGUUUGGUGGUGUCACUGUCCAUCUUGGCCAGCAAGACUGUUUGGGGACUUUGGAUGAAUCCAGCUUCUGCGCACUUUUGGAGGACUCGCUCAGGCAAUGGAAGUCAGAAGACCGUAUAGCAGUUUGGCUGCAUGUCCCUAUCCUACAGAGCAAGUUCAUAACUGUUGCAGCUUCUCUGGGCUUUCGCUUUCAUCAUGCUGAGCACGACCUUUCUACUUUGUGUCUUUGGCUUGGGGAAGGCUGUAGCAGACUACCUCUAUAUGCUUCUCAUCAACUAGGAGUAGCAGGAGCUGUACUGAAUGAAAUCACUGGUCAAGUAUUGGUGGUACAAGAUAGGAACAGAACCACAAAUGCAUGGAAGUUUCCAGGGGGCCUUUCCGAUCCUAAUGAAGAUAUUGGAGAUACAGCUGUACGCGAGGUCUUUGAAGAGACUGGGGUAAGGUCACAGUUUCAAUCUGUGUUGAGUUUAAGACAGCAGCAUAACCACCCAGGAGCCUUUGGGAAGUCCGACAUGUACAUCAUAUGCCGUUUAAGUCCACUGUCAUUUAAUAUAAAUUUCUGUCAUAAGGAGUGUCUGAGGUGUGAAUGGAUGGAUCUAGAUUACCUGGCACAGUCUGAGAACACGACUCCAAUCACCAGAAGAAUUGCCAGAUUACUCUUGUAUGGCUACAAUGAAGGAUUUGAUAAAAUUGAUCUGACAGUGAGGGAAUUUCCAGCAGUUUAUACUGGUCUGUUUUAUAAACUGUACCACAGGCCAUUGCCAGACAUACAGUAACCUAAACAUUAAGCAAUAUUCAGUAAUAAAUCACAGAUGUUAACACUUU
Messenger RNA from Protopterus annectens (West African lungfish), 1138 nucleotides. RefSeq names its product nudix hydrolase 6 (gene NUDT6). The coding region runs from base 97 to 1089 and encodes 330 amino acids. The transcript is spliced from 5 exons. The record is from RefSeq and is a predicted model, not a curated record. Gene Ontology annotation, molecular function: NADH pyrophosphatase activity; ADP-ribose diphosphatase activity; NAD binding. NCBI's taxonomy places the organism in Eukaryota, Metazoa, Chordata, Ceratodontiformes, Protopteridae.